AUUAGAUGAGCUGAUCCACCGGCACCAAUGAGAGAGCUUGAUUAGAACAGAAAAAGAAAGAGAAAAAAAAACCCAUUUUUUCAACACAAUUUAAAACAAAAAGGACCCAGGUUCCCAUUGUUUUCCUCUUCUUUUUUUUUCCUUCUAUUUUUUUUCUUGAUCUAUGUGAGAGCUUCAAUAACCAUUACCCAGAUCUCAAACAACCCCAAGUUUAAUUCUUUGAUUUUAAAAAAAAUCAAGAAAAGGGGGGAAAUCAAGAGGAAAAAAAAACCCAAAAUUUUUGUGGGUGUUAAAAAAUUCAAUGCAGUGAAGGUCUUUGUAAAAAGGACCAACUGAAAAACAAAGAAGGAAACCCAGAUCAAGAAAUUAAAGAUUGAAUCAGGGAAAGAAGAGGAAGGCGUUGGAUCUGAUGGUGGUGGGAGUGGGAUUGGGUGCAGAUCCGAGCAGCGAGGGAUAUUGUGGAGGAGCGGGAUUUGAUAACAAGAACAAGGGUGGCGUGUUUUGGGGUACAGUGGAGUUGUUUAGGUGUGGUGGGGCUGCAUAGACAAGGAUGCAGCUUCACGUCUCGCCUAGCAUGAGAAGUUUAACGAUAUCAAGCAACAAUGGGUUUAUUGACUUAAUGAAGAUCAAGGUGGCAGCUCGACACAUUUCAUAUAGGACCCUUUUCCAUACCAUUCUAAUCCUCGCUUUCUUAUUGCCUUUCGUCUUCAUUCUUACUGCUAUUGUUACCCUUGAAGGUGUCAACAAGUGUUCCUCAUUUGAUUGUUUAGGUAGGCGGUUAGGACCGAGGCUUCUUGGUAGAGUUGAUGAUUCAGGGCAGAGACUAGUUAAGGACUUUUAUAAGAUCCUCAAUCAAGUAAACGCCGAGGAAAUCCCAGAUGGUAUAAAGCUUCCAGAUUCAUUUAAUCAACUUGUUUCUAAAAUGAAGAAUAAUCAAUAUGAUGCAAAGACCUUCGCUCUCAUGUUAAGAGCAAUGAUGGAGAAACUCGAAAGAGAAAUUAGGGAAUCUAAAUUUUCCGAGCUGAUGAACAAACACUUUGCUGCAAGUUCCAUUCCGAAAGGCUUGUACUGUCUUUCUCUGCGUUUAACUGAUGAAUAUUCUUCCAAUGCUCAUGCACGCAGACAACUGCCUUCUCCUGAGCUCCUCCCUGUGCUUUCUAACAACUCUUACUACCACUUCGUCCUGUCAACGGACAACAUAUUGGCUGCAUCGGUAGUUGUCAAUUCUGCUGUUCAGUCAUCUCUGAGACCUGAAAAGAUUGUCUUCCAUAUCAUCACAGAUAAGAAGACAUAUGCUGGUAUGCACGCCUGGUUCGCACUAAACCCUGUAUCCCCUGCAAUAGUUGAAGUGAAAGGGGUUCACCAGUUUGAUUGGUUAACACUAGAGAAUGUUCCCGUGCUUGAAGCUGUAGAGAACCAUCAUGGCAUUCGAAAUUAUUAUCAUGGCAAUCAUCUUGCCGGGGCAAAUCUCUCCAAUACUACUCCUCGAACAUUCGCUUCAAAAUUGCAGGCUAGAAGUCCAAAGUACAUAUCUUUACUCAACCAUCUUCGGAUAUAUUUACCAGAGCUUUUUCCAAACCUUGACAAAGUGGUCUUUCUAGACGACGACAUUGUAAUUCAGCGUGAUUUAUCUCCUCUUUGGGAGAUUGACUUAUGGGGAAAGGUUAAUGGAGCUGUUGAAACUUGUAAAGGUGAGGAUGAGUGGGUGAUGUCCAAACAUUUCAGAAACUACUUCAAUUUUUCCCAUCCCCUUAUAGCUAAGCAUUUGGAUCCUGAUGAAUGUGCAUGGGCUUAUGGGAUGAAUAUAUUUGAUCUCCGCACUUGGAGAAAGACGAAUAUAAGAGAAACAUAUCAUUAUUGGCUGAAAGAGAACCUGAAGUCAAACCUAACAAUGUGGAAGCUUGGAACUCUGCCACCUGCUUUAAUUGCAUUUAAAGGCCACAUUCAUCCGAUUGACCCAUCAUGGCAUAUGCUUGGCUUGGGCUACCAGUCUAAGACCAAUAUCGAGAAAGCGAAAAGAGCUGCAGUUAUUCAUUACAACGGCCAAUCGAAACCAUGGCUGCAGAUUGGCUUCGAGCAUCUUCGGCCAUUUUGGACCAAGUAUGUAAACUACUCCAAUGAUUUUGUUAGGAACUGCCACAUUUUGGAAUUGUAGUUAACGGGGUUAGAGGAGUUAGAAGGGAAGAUAUAAUAGACUCAGAAGAGACACUACCAAGUCUGAGUGUUUUAUUGCAGCCUGAAAAUUAUAUCAAGAUCUAUUUCAGAAAGGUAAGGGGGGAGGGGGGGGAGGUGGGUGAAAAAUUGGGCCAAAGAGGGCAACAAUUUUGAGGAUUGGAUUUACUGUCAUCACUCAAAAAACGCUUAGCCGGAAAGGACCUGCAUUUCUAGCACGACCAUGAAAAUUCUUUCUUUUUCAGUUUGUAACAUAGCAAUCGAUCAAUGUUUAUUUUUUUUGUGUGGGAAAAGGAUACACGUAUUGCUCUUCCUGCAAGGGGGUUCUUGGCUUAUAUUGCUUGUGUUCGGAAUAAGGUGCGAAAAUACACGAGACUCAGAUGUGUUCCCCAUUGAUGUCGCCGGUGUAGGAAGACAAUGAAUGGCUUGAGCAGUUCAUUUGGAAAGGCUCCCACAUCAAACUCAGACUGUUCCUUUCAUUUUUCCUUCCAAUUUCUUUAUAUAAAAAAAAGAAAAAAAAAUCUGUUGGUUUCAUUUUUGUUAGUUCCCCAUAAAUUUUUUUCUUUACUUGAAUUUGAAAUAUUUUUGUUGAAAUUUAGAACAUAGAUUAUGGAGAUUGCUUUGUUACAGCUCCCAUGAAUUGGGGACCUGUUCUUAGGGUAUAUUAUAAUAUAUCUCAGUAUUUGUUAUGUACACUUGACGAGAAACAUUUAAAAGAUUUGCAGAAAUAUUCUUUUUUCCA
This is a messenger RNA of Gossypium raimondii (Peruvian cotton), 2914 nucleotides long. RefSeq names its product probable galacturonosyltransferase 13. The record is from RefSeq and is a predicted model, not a curated record. Gene Ontology annotation, molecular function: polygalacturonate 4-alpha-galacturonosyltransferase activity. The coding region runs from base 551 to 2155 and encodes 534 amino acids. Lineage: Eukaryota; Viridiplantae; Streptophyta; Magnoliopsida; Malvales; Malvaceae. The transcript is spliced from 6 exons.